AUCAUUGCAGUCGGAUGGCAACCCGAGAUCUGGGCUUCGAAAGGCUCAUCAGGCGAAAGGCCGUGGAAACCACCGGGACUUUGAGACUCGGCGGGCCCUACCCCGCUUCACUUCGGGUGACGGCGCUGUGACGAGCAACUGACAGGCGCAACGAAAGGCAGCCCUCUGCUGUCUGGAGAAAAGCAGAGGCCUGGGCUACCAGCCUCGGGAGGGAGCCGAGGGCAGUGUUUGGGGCAGCGGGUCACAGCGGCUGAAAGCGCGCGUGGGAAGCGAGGGUUCUAGGUGCAAUAAGAGUUUCGGGAUGUCAGAGAAAGAUGUCUCCCGGAAGGAGGCAGGCUAAAGCGUGGGUACCACUACCUGCCUCAAGACAGGUGGGAGAGAAGGGGAUGAGGCUGGUGUCAAAGAUCAAGGGUCCCGCGCUCUGAGUUCAGGGAGUUAGUUUGAUGUAGGAGGCAUAGGUCAGAGGUCUCACGCAAGUGAGAAGGCUCUAAGGGGAGUCACAAACCGGGGUAGUUGAAUCUUCUGGGAGGACUGCAUCUUCUCUAGCGAGCUGCUCUAUCAGAGGGGUCUCAGUCACCAUGGAGGACCGGCACCCCAAAGAGACCAUGGAGCAGCAGGAUUCGUCCAAGGAGAGAAGUCCCCAAAGUCCGGGAGGUGACAUCUGUGAGUACUGCUGACCAGAGAUGGGUGGGGUGCAGGAGCUGUGAUGCUAAAAGGAUUUCUAUAGCAUUUCAGUGUCCAGGGCGUUGCGGGGAUUUGCCUGUUGGGAAGGAGCUGUUAAUGGUCCCUGAGCUACUCUCCCAGGACCUGCUACUCCCCACCCCUACCCUUAUUACCCUCAGACGUACCCAUCCUGCUCUAUCCACAUAAGCAUGAAUGGGAUGCAGUUCAGAGGCACAGAGUGGCAUCCAGAGAGGCUUGGGGUGGGAGAGGUGGCUGGGAAAGGGCAGAGAGCCCCAGUCCCAACUCUGCCCCAGACUUUCAGUGUGACUUGGGCCUCCGUUUCCCUAUCUGUCAAAAGGGCUUGCCACUACUCACCUCAUGGGGCUGGCUGGUAUGGGGUUUGGCGGCAGAAAAGGGGAAAGCUUAAUGUUAAUGAAGGCAGCCAACUUGACCUAGGAUAAUAGCAACAGCUUCUACUGAAUGCUUAUUAUGUGCUAGGUGCAUUCUAAGAGUUUAACGUUUGUUAUCUCAUUCCGUCCUCCUAACAGACUCUGUGAAAUUGGUAAUUAUCACUUUCACAUGAGGGAACCGAGGCAAAGAGAGGUUAAGUAUUUAUAACGCUGAAAGCCACAGUGUCAAUGCUCUCCAGCCAGAGACCACCAGGAACACACCUGGAGUUGACCAAGUUGGGCUUAUUGCUCACUGCGCUGAGGAAGCACACAUACCGUGGGGCAUCUCAGUAAUAAGAAAGGACUUAUUACAGGAUUUAGGCUGUGGUAGGUGAUUUGGGGAAGGGUUCAAGAAAGGGGUUUUGCUGUGGAUGGAUGGUGCCAGGAAGCAGGGGCAAUCACAUGGCUGGCUAGCUCAGUACCUAGAAGGAGGGAGGAGCAAAGCAAGGCUCCAGGUGUAACUGGCAAAGCAGCAGCAGGCGCUCGUCUCAGCCAUGACGGGCCGGGGGAGGGCGUCUGGCCAUCCUCGUGGCGUGGACAGUGUUCCCGUUUUGUUGUGUUUAGAAGGCAUCACGGCAUGGUCUUGUCUUGAUUCGUCUCAGUCACAGCAUGGCCUCGUCUGACGAUGUUCUGUGAAAUUGUUUAUGCCGAACAGAACACCAAGGCCUAGCUGUGAGUGCCAGGCCAGCUCCUAGCUGCGGGGCUUCUUUUCUGUCUCAACAAUAAUUAUUGCAAACCAUUGUGUAGCGCUGUUCUAAGCACUUUUUAUACGUUAAUUCGUUUAUUCCUUACAACAGCCCUGUAAAGUAGAUACUGAUAUGGUCAUUACCCCAUUUUCCAGAUGAAAACGCCGUUUCUACUUGCCUCGGAAGCGGUAGAACCAGGAGUCAGUUCCAGGCAGGCUGGCUCGAGGCUGUGCUCUAAUCACAUGGCUCUGUAGGAAGGGCGGCCUCCCUGGGUUCCAGUCCCGACUCCGCCAUUUCAUUUCCUAGCUUCAUGACUGUCGGCCACUUGGGGGCCCUGCAGUGCACCCGCUGCCUCAUCACCUUCGCAGACUCCAAGUUCCAGGAGCGUCACAUGAAGCGGGAGCACCCAGCGGACUUCGUGGCCCAGAAGCUGCAGGGGGUCCUCUUCAUCUGCUUCACGUGCGCCCGCUCCUUCCCCUCCUCCAAGGCCCUGAUCACCCACCAGCGCAGCCACGGUCCAGCGGCCAGGCCCUCCCAGCCAGCUGCGCCCACCACCACGCCACCCACCUUCCCCUGUCCUGACUGUGGCAAGACCUUUGGGCAGGCCGCUUCUCUGAGGCGGCAUCGCCAGGCGCACGAGGCCCACCCCCUUCCUGGCCCCUUCGCCUGCACUGAGUGCGGGCAGGACUUUGCCCAGGAAGCAGGGCUGCAUCAGCACUACAUCCGGCAUGCCCGGGGGGAGCUCUGAGUGUGGCUCCAGCCCUCCCUAGGGCAAUGGAAGCUCUGUGGCUGGUGGGACACCCAUCUGAUAUGGGAUGGGAGGGAUUUACUUUCCUCCCUGGAAAGGCAAAGGACUCCUGAUCAAUAGGACCCAGAAGAUGCUCAUUUAGAGCUUCCGUCUUUGGAGGACACAAAAGCCUUCAGGGAAACAGUAAAAUCAAACAAUAGUGAGAAAGGAAGAAAGAGGGAAAUUUGUUAUUUGUAUCUUCCUCGUUCCCAAUGAAAUAGUUUGAAAUCAUAACUAGCUGCAGGUUGUGUUAUCACCAUUAAUUCUUCCCAGGUGGAGGCAAUGGGGCUGCAAGAGCCAAGUGCCUGGAUCUGGGCCUGAAUCGGGGAGGGAAAGUGAGGUGUUGCCUGCCUGUAAUGCCACCGAAUGGGUCCCACACGUGGAGCAACUUGAGCCUUUGGGGAUGGGACAGCAAAGUCAGAGGCUGCACUGAGUCACGUGAGGGUUGCAAUCUGGGCCCUUGUCUCUUCCCACCCCCUGCCAGCCUUUCCCACUCAAGGUGGGGCCGUGGCAUUGGAUGGCUCUGCCUUCCUCCUCCCCAGAUAAUUUAUUGUUCAUUGAAAUAAUUUUAUGUACCAUU
Aethalodelphis obliquidens (Pacific white-sided dolphin) is the source of this 3165-nucleotide messenger RNA. It is a transcript of the gene ZNF576, whose product is annotated as zinc finger protein 576. Gene Ontology annotation, biological process: regulation of transcription by RNA polymerase II. Gene Ontology annotation, cellular component: nucleus. Gene Ontology annotation, molecular function: DNA-binding transcription factor activity, RNA polymerase II-specific; RNA polymerase II transcription regulatory region sequence-specific DNA binding. The record is from RefSeq and is a predicted model, not a curated record. Lineage: Eukaryota; Metazoa; Chordata; Mammalia; Artiodactyla; Delphinidae. The transcript has 3 exons. Bases 2109 to 2546 code for a protein of 145 amino acids.